This is a messenger RNA of Dimorphilus gyrociliatus, 718 nucleotides long. Lineage: Eukaryota; Metazoa; Annelida; Polychaeta; Dinophilidae. The record is from the annotation of a GenBank genome assembly.
GGUGUUGAAUAUUUUACAGUUGACUGACGCUAGUUUAGGCUUGUAAUAAGUAGUUAAGUGUUCAACUAGAACAACUUGUUCAUUUCAUAACAUCUCACAAAAUAUGGCUCCAACAAGAUGGGGUAAUCGAGCUGAAUUAAGAAAAAUCGAGCCAGAUUUUGAAGGUCUAUGGGGUGAUAUCACAUCAACGAUGAAUUGGUGUGAAGCUAAGUAUGAAGUAUCGCCUUAUUUCGCAGAAUUUUGGAACACAAUAAGUAAUCUUGCCAUGAUAAUACCUCCUCUUUUUGGAAUAUUUUUAGCAUGGCGAGAUAAUAUGGAAUUAAGAUACAUUCUGAGUCUUUUAUCUCUAGCCACCGUUGGAAUAGGAUCUUGGUUCUUUCAUAUGACCUUAAUAUACGAAACACAAAUUUAUUUGAAAUUCCCCGAACCAGAAUUAUUCCAAACUGCAUAUGGCCUUUUAGUCCUAACAAUGGUCAUUCUUGGAUUUAGGUCUAUGCAAAAGUUUAAAGCUUGUAAAAGAGAUAGAAUGACCUACUAUUUGAGUUUAUUUAGCUAUGCUUUCGGAUUUUUCCUCUGGCAAAUUGAUGUAAGAGCCUGUUCCCAUUUAAAGUCAAUUAGAUCAGGUAUUGGAUAUCCUAUUAAACCUGUCUUGCAAUUUCAUGCAUGGUGGCACAUAUUCGCGGGAACUGGAACUUACAUUAGUAUUCUUUAUGUGUAA